This is a messenger RNA of Papilio machaon (common yellow swallowtail), 847 nucleotides long. RefSeq names its product peroxiredoxin 1 (gene Jafrac1). The record is from RefSeq and is a predicted model, not a curated record. Gene Ontology annotation, biological process: cellular response to stress; removal of superoxide radicals; hydrogen peroxide catabolic process. Gene Ontology annotation, molecular function: thioredoxin peroxidase activity. The transcript has 5 exons. Gene Ontology annotation, cellular component: cytosol. The coding region runs from base 107 to 694 and encodes 195 amino acids. Lineage: Eukaryota; Metazoa; Arthropoda; Insecta; Lepidoptera; Papilionidae.
GCAUUAUUCUUUUGUGACCUGAGAACGAAGGGCGUUGUGCUUAGUGAUCAGAUAAUUUUCUAAUUCUGUGUUCGUUGUCGUGGGAAAAUAUAAUUGCUUUAACAAGAUGCCACUGCAGCUGACCAAGCCCGCGCCCCAGUUCAAGACCACGGCGGUCGUUAACGGGGAAUUCAAGGACAUCUCCUUGUCUGAUUACAAGGGCAAAUAUGUCGUGUUAUUCUUCUACCCAUUAGACUUUACGUUCGUGUGCCCGACCGAGAUAAUCGCGUUCUCUGAGCGCGCUGACGACUUCCGCAAGAUCAACUGCGAGGUGGUGGCUGCAUCCACAGACUCCCACUUCACACAUCUCGCCUGGAUCAACACCUCGCGCAAGCAAGGCGGACUGGGUCCUAUGAACAUUCCGAUACUGAGCGACAAGUCGCACAGCAUCUCGCGUGACUACGGCGUACUCAAUGAGGAGACAGGUGUACCCUUCCGUGGACUCUUCAUCAUCGAUGACAAGCAGAACCUGCGUCAGAUCACCGUCAACGAUCUGCCCGUCGGCAGAUCCGUGGACGAGACUCUCCGGCUGGUGCAAGCGUUCCAGUACACUGACAAGUACGGAGAAGUUUGUCCAGCAAACUGGCAGCCCGGAGCAAAGACCAUCAAACCUGACACCAAAGCUGCGCAGGAGUACUUUGUUGAUGCUAACUGAACAUCUGCACCACAUCUACACAUCUCCACAUCUCCGCACACACACACUUAUGUCUUAGACUGCCUUUGAAUCUAACAAUUUAGUCAUGUCUAUAUUUAAGAAUAAUUGUAGCAAUAGACAGGACGUUAUAAACCAAAUUGUGUACUUUUUUUU